UAUACUCAAUUAAAAGUGGCUCCAACAAAAGUUAAAACCCCACCAAAAUUGAGAAAACAAACUCCGGUAAAAACUAUUAAAAAACCAACCAAAGUAGUAAAAAGAACAGCUAAAACAGUUGUAAAGAAACCCAAAUCUGAUACUAAAAAUCCAACCAGAGCAGUAAAGAGAACAGCUAAAACAGUUGUAAAGAAACCCAAAUCCGAUACUAAAAAUCCAACCAGAGUAGUAAAGAGAACAGCUAAAACAGUUGUAAAGAAACCCAAAUCCGAUACUAAAAAUCCAACCAGAGAACAGAUAAAACAGUUGUAA
Molecule: messenger RNA, 312 nt
Organism: Paraglomus occultum
Lineage: Eukaryota; Fungi; Glomeromycota; Glomeromycetes; Paraglomerales; Paraglomeraceae
Source: the annotation of a GenBank genome assembly